CGCCUCCAUAGUGUGACAUGUUUUUGAUCAUCAUUGAAGAUUUGUAGCGAUUUCUUCCAUGCGAAUGACGACACAUCAUAUCGUAUUGUGCAGUAUAGUUGAAAAUGGAGUGCCGGGUUAUAUCAACUAGGUGCUUUCUUAAAAGUGUGAUUGUCUGGAGAAGAAACCCAAAACUAUGGUUGCUUUCCAAGCGUUGUUACUCUGGUCAACGGCAGAAACAGCAUGGGAAACCCAAGGUAGCAGAUGUACCAAUAGAGACAAACAAAACGAGAAACAUUGGCAUAAUGGCACAUAUAGAUGCUGGCAAGACUACAACGACGGAAAGAAUGUUGUACUACUCUGGUUUCAGUAGACAUCUUGGAGACGUAGAUUCAGGUGACACCGUCAUGGAUUAUAUGGCACAAGAAAGAAACCGUGGUAUUACCAUAACAUCUGCUGCUAUUACAUUUCAUUGGAAUAAUAAUAGAAUUAAUUUAGUUGAUACUCCAGGUCAUGUUGAUUUCACUGUAGAGGUGGAGCGUUCAUUGAGGGUAUUAGAUGGUGCUGUAGCUGUAUUUGAUGCAUCUAAGGGAGUCCAGGCCCAGAGUCUGACAGUCUGGAGGCAAGCUGACCAUUACAGAAUACCACGGAUAGCUUAUUUAAAUAAAAUGGAUAAGUUUGGUGCUGAUUUUGAGUAUUCUGUCAACUCCAUUGAAGAGAAGUUAAAAGUCGUGCCUCUAUUACUACAGAUCCCACUUGGUCAACAUAACACAUUUUCCGGAGUUGUUGAUCUGAUCACUAUGGAAACCCUCACAUGGAGCUCGAAAGAUCACAGCGAUGAUGGAUCAAAGUUUGAAAGAAGAGCAUUGGACAAGAGUCUGGACAAAGAUCUCUAUGACAAUGCUUUAAAUAUGAGAGAGAAUCUUAUUGAACAGCUAGGUGAUUUGGACGACAAGAUGGCAGAGUUGGUGUUGAAUGCUGUUGACGAAGAUGUUAGCAAUAUUUCUACUGAAGAGAUUUACAGCGCUGUCAGGAGAGCCACUCUGAAUCUAAAAGCUGUGCCGUUAUUAUGUGGCAGUGCAUUGAAGAAUAAAGCCGUACAACCACUUAUGGACGCCAUUAAUCUGUAUUUACCAUCACCAAACGAGUGUACGCAUGAAUUUGUGCAAUACUACGGUAAAGAACUGUGUGCGCUGGCCUUUAAGACAAUCACAGAUAGGCAUCGAGGAGCGUUGACUUUUUUAAGAAUCUACUCUGGUAGUAUCAAAUCAGGAGCUAAGUUAUAUAAUGCAAAUAGAGAUGUCAUGGAGCCUGUUACCAGGUUGUUAAUGGCGUACGCUGAUGAUUUCAAAGAAGUUCCAUUAAUAACGUCUGGUAAUAUUGCUGUUGUUAUGGGAUUUAAAGAGACUAUCACAGGAGACACCAUUGUCAGCUCAAAAUCUGUGCUGGAAGCUGCAAAGCGAGCCAGACAGAGACAGCUGAAAGAAGAAGGGAAACUUGAUGCCAAAGAAGUAAAAGAGAUGAGAAAACAUAAACAUAAUAAACACAAACGUAAACAUAAAGAACUAUCCAGCGAUGUUCCCGUAUUAGCCGGUUUGGAGGUACCAGAACCUGUUUUCUUUUGUACAAUUGAAGCACCAUCUAUCUCGCAACAAAAAGAACUAGACAAUGCCUUGUUAUGUCUGAUGCGAGAGGACCCGAGUCUGCAAACUAGAACGGAUGAAGAUACUGGGCAGACAGUGCUACUUGGCAUGGGGGAGUUGCACCUGGAUAUAAUCCGUGACAGAAUCCAGAACGAGUAUGGCAUUGAGGCAGAACUAGGCCCUCUACAGGUGUCUUACAGAGAAACAAUUACAAAGCCUUCAGAGGAACAGAUCACUUUGGACAGAACAAUUGGUAGCAAGCACCACAAUGUUACAGUGACCUUGAAAGUAAGCCCAAAUCCUGGAUCUGGUGUUCUGGAACAUGUUAUGGUAUCAUUGGAUCAUCCGGAACAAAGCUAUGGUAGUGAAAUGAUCGAAGCAGUGCAGACUGGGGUAUUGUCUGCUUGUACUCAGGGCCCACUGGUUGGUUUUCCCGUACUUGAUAUUGAUGUUGAACUUCAUAGCCUUGACGUAGCAGCCGGGACGUCCUCAGCUAUGGUAUCAGCUUGUGCAUCACAAUGUUUGCAUAAAGCACUACAGUCACAUGGAACUCGACUACUGGAACCCAUGAUGUACCUUGAGGUAACUACUGAUGAGGAAAGACUUCACUCUGUACUAGGUGAUCUAUCAAAGAGGCGAGCACAUGUACAGGACGUACAAAAUAGAUUAGACAGCCGAUUGGUCAUUGCACAGACACCCCUAGCUAAAAUGAUGGGCUACACUACUGCUCUGCGAACCUUGACAUCGGGGACAGCGACAUGUUCGCUUCAUUUGUCUCAUUACGAACUGAUGUCCACACAAGAACAGCUUAAAGUAGUCAACAAAUUAGGUGGAUUUUAACGUAAUUGUUGACGCUGGAUCAUCUGCUUGAGAUUAUAUUAUAUUUAUAUAGUU
Molecule: messenger RNA, 2516 nt
Organism: Saccoglossus kowalevskii
Lineage: Eukaryota; Metazoa; Hemichordata; Enteropneusta; Harrimaniidae
Product: ribosome-releasing factor 2, mitochondrial-like
Biological process (GO): ribosome disassembly; mitochondrial translation
Cellular component (GO): mitochondrion
Molecular function (GO): GTP binding; GTPase activity
Source: RefSeq, a predicted model, not a curated record